AUGAAUACCUCAGAGCUGGUGUCCCCCUCCACCGACUUCAUCUCAUUGUCUUUCUCCACUACUGCUCUUCUACGAGUAGCAUUUCGGAUCUCGAUCGAGUCGACUGACGCCUGGCAGCAGCAGCAGCCGGAGUCGAGACAGAUGGUGAACCCUCACCAGUCCCUGUACCAAUGGUGGGCCCCGCCCGUUGAACCCUUGGCCAAAGGAAGUCCUCAACGGCGGCCAAACUCGCCAGCGGAUCAAUCAACACGACGUUCGAUGAGUAGUCGCGGAGGGAUUUCUCUCCCUGUGCCCGGCAAAGCCGAAGCUUAA
Molecule: messenger RNA, 312 nt
Organism: Striga asiatica
Lineage: Eukaryota; Viridiplantae; Streptophyta; Magnoliopsida; Lamiales; Orobanchaceae
Source: the annotation of a GenBank genome assembly